AUGUAUGCUGCACAGCCCAUGUUAGGUCCACAACCAAGAUGCUGUGGUUGUAUUCCAUUAAGAAUAGGAUCUGGCAUUAUCUGUCUGCUAUGGGCAGGAUUCUCAAUGUAUCUAGCAGUGCUAUCAUUUCAAAAUACAAGCUUGAUAUACUCUUACAUGACGCAAGCGGCUACAAUGGUAUAUGGUGUAGUCAACUUAAUAUUAUCACUUGUGUCUGCAGGCGGUAUUGUUAUUUUAAUCAUUGACAGAGGCACGCAUGUCACAUCAUUAUCUCAUGCCAUCUGGGUGUCCGUCUUUUUGGUGCUUGUGGAUGGAUUAGUGAAUGUGAUACUGUUUAUCAUCAAUAAGACAGAUUACCAUUCAUGGUGUAUCAAUUCAUCAUCAUCCACCAUUCAAAAAGACUUUACCUCAAGCAAUAAUACAGUAAACAACUUUGAUUUCCAACACGAUUAUUACAACUGCAAUCACCUUUGGCAAGAUGAAGUAAAAUUCGGAAUCAUUUUUUAUAUCCUCAUGUUUGCCUUUUAUGUCUAUUGGGCCAUGUGUAUCUAUAGCUUUCGAUUAUUUAGACCAGAAUACAUCUCUGAUGCAGAUAUUCGUCAUGCCCAAUCUUACAACAUGCCUCUCAUGGGAGGCCCACCUGCUAUACCCCAACCAGCCAUGAUCAAUAACCCAGCAGCACCAGGCGGUCCUUAUCCCCCAGAUCGAAGUGUGAUUGUGCUCAAUAACGCCAAACCUUCAAAAAGGACCAAAGAUUUUUCAUUCAGAAACAUAAGAAAAUCAAUACGUAACAAAAAGAUUGUGGAACCUUUACGAAGAGAUUCACAGUUCUCUAUUGGAUUCAAGCUGAGCCCAGAUGGAAAGAUCAUUGAUAUUGAAAGUGCACCAUCUCCUACACCGACGUAUAAUACGGCUACAGUCGAUUAUAAUUAUAUUAAACGAAAACCAGUGGAUGACAAAGAAGAUGACAAGUAUUAUUAA
Molecule: messenger RNA, 981 nt
Organism: Rhizopus microsporus ATCC 52813
Lineage: Eukaryota; Fungi; Mucoromycota; Mucoromycetes; Mucorales; Rhizopodaceae
Exons: 5
Coding region: 1-981 (326 amino acids)
Source: RefSeq, a predicted model, not a curated record